AUGGGCGGAAUCAAGAUCCCCGUGGUUAUCAAAUCCGAGAUUACCGCGGAUGAGAGUGUCAAUCCCACGACACCUGUGCCAGAGACCGGUUCCCGGCAGGACAGAACCAUGCUUCUCUUUGCCCGUGUCAUGGAAGGCGGGAAAGAGGACGAGGAGACGACCGCUGACCUUGCCAAGUUGACCAAGCUUCUUGUUGAGGAACCCGAGCUGACCAAGCAAGGCAAGGAGCCCAUUGUCCCCGUCAUCGACGCCGACUGCCUGGACACGUUGUUUGGGUGCCUCGAUAUGAGGCAGCCCGAAGCAGUCCGCACCCAGGCCACGCUCUGCACGGCAGCCUACCUCAACGCCUCGGGCCUAGAGGGUAAGAGGAAGGUCACCGACUUCUUCCACGCCAAAAUGCAGCGAGCCACAUACGAUGACUACAUUGUCGCCUUUUGCGCCGCGACUGCGAUCUUCCCUCUCGAGUACGACCUCAUGGCCGAGCUGUUCCACAUCGAGGGCUUUCUCCCUAGCCUCGGAUCGCUCAUGACCCGCAAGUGGAAGAGCAAAAAGAUUGAGAUGGCGUGCCUUAAGAUGCUCAACGCCGCCGCCAUGAAGAUCAAGUGCCACGCGGCCAUCUACAAGUACUGCAACGAGUGGCUGGACGACAUCAUCUCAGAUGACAUCGAAGCUCGUCUCGACACCGUCUGGCACCUUGACACUGAUCUUGAGGUGGAGAAAGAGGGCGCUGACGAACUCCGACGGCACUGCAAGCAAGUCAGGAACCUCGCUGGCGUCGUCUAUAUGAAGAUCUCGGCAGUUCCCGUAUCGGCCUCUCAAGGCCUGGGCACCGAGCCCAGAAAACCAGCAACAGACAAAAUUGAGAUUCUUUGCAACCGAUUUGCCAAAAUGAUUGUGGAGGACAACCCAGAGAACCCAGAGUAUGUGCAGUACGCCGUGGAAGCUUUGGCCUAUGCAAGCCUCAGGCCGAACAUCCAAGAGCGGCUUUCUCGCAACACAGAAACACUCAAACGCCUUGUCACAGUUCUUGAUUCAGCAGCGCCUAAGUCGCCUCUCACGUAUGGGGUCCUCAGUAUAUUCACCCACCUGACGCGGUACCGUCCUCAUGAGUCGGAGGAACAAAAGAGACUGAGGCAACUCAAGGCGUACGCCAACGCGGCCGGGAAGUCCCAGCCCAACCCCCUGAGCGAUGACGCCCGCGUGACGGAGCGCUGCAAGCUCGUCUUUGCCGCAGGCGUCGUGCCCGUUCUCGUCAAGCACUGCAAAUCCGCGUCCCUUGCUUCUCUCUCCCUCAUCAUUUCCAUUUUGUUCUCCCUUUCCGCCACUCCCACCCUGCGCGGCUCCCUCGCCCAACAGGGCGGUGUGCGUGUCCUGCUCGCCGCCUGGAAUGCCCUUCCGGCCGAGACGGAGGACACCGCGCGGCGCACCGCCGCCCACGGCCUAGCCCGCAUCCUCAUUUCCACCAACCCGGCCCUCGUCUUCCGCCAGACGCCGCAGACCGCCGCCAUCCGGCCACUGGCUACGCUGAUCGCGCCGGCUGACCCGACAGCCGAGACGCGGGAUCUCCUCCCGACCUUUGAAUCCCUCCUUGCCCUAACCAACCUCGCCUCAACAGACGACGACGCCGACACCACGCGGCGGGUCAUUGUACGCACAGCCUGGGAUGACAUCGAGGAACAGCUCUUCAGCACCAACACCCGCGUCUCCACGGCAGCCGCCGAGCUACUCUGUAAUCUGGUCCAAAGCCCGGCUGCCCAAGCCCAAGCCCAAGCCACAAACCGCACCAAAGUCAUCCUCGCCCUCGCCGACGCCGACAGCCCCAAAACCCGCAGCGCAGCCGGCGGCGCCCUCGCCAGCCUGACAGCCCACGCCUCCAUCGCCCGCACGAUCCUCACCACCGCUGCUCAACCGCGCGGGCUAGACCACAUCCUAGGUCUGUGUCGCGAGGGCCAGGAAGAAGGAGGAGGAGAAAGCGCGGGACCAGCCGAGGCGGAAGGGAUCCGACACCGCGGGGCCGUGGUAGUGGCGAAUUUGUUAUCGCAGGAGGGGGAACUGGGGCUGUUGGCAAGGGAGAAGUUGGCCAGGGCUGGGGCUGUGGAAGCGUUGACGGUUUGUGCCAAGAAGAGUCGCACGCCGGAGGUGGUGCAGAGUGUGGUGCGUUGUUUGGAGGUUUUGCUUGGGGGGGAAUGA
This is a messenger RNA of Dichotomopilus funicola, 2190 nucleotides long. Its product is annotated as myosin-binding striated muscle assembly central-domain-containing protein. The record is from RefSeq and is a predicted model, not a curated record. Gene Ontology annotation, cellular component: cytoplasm. The transcript is spliced from 3 exons. Bases 1 to 2190 code for a protein of 729 amino acids. Lineage: Eukaryota; Fungi; Ascomycota; Sordariomycetes; Sordariales; Chaetomiaceae. Gene Ontology annotation, molecular function: Hsp90 protein binding.